AUGUCUGAACGAAAGGUUCUUACCAAAUACUACCCACCGGAGUUUGAUCCCUCCAAAAUCGCCCGGACUCCCAAACACUUGCGACCGACAGGGCCCAAGACCAUCCCCGUUCGCCUCAUGGCUCCGUUCAGCAUGAAAUGCACAUCCUGCGGUGAAUACAUCUACAAGGGGCGCAAAUUCAACGCCAGGAAAGAGACCACAGACGAGAAAUAUUUGACCAUCUCUAUCUACCGCUUUUACAUCCGCUGCACGCGAUGUUCUUCCGAGAUCACUUUCAAGACCGACCCGAAGAACAUGGACUACACCUGCGAACGUGGCGCCAAACGAAACUUUGAAUCAUGGCGAAACCCCGAAAAUCCAGAGCUGAAAGAGACCGACGAGGAGCGCUUGGAUAGGCUGGAGAGAGAGGAAGCCGAGGAGGAAGAAAAUGCAGAACGCAAUGCAAUGGAGGAGCUGGAACAGAAGAUGGAGGAGAGCAAACGAGAGAUACAAGUCGCAGACGCCCUCGACGAGAUUAUGCAGCGGAAUGCACGAAUAGAGCGCGGGGAGAAGGGUGGCAAGGAGGACGAAGCUCUCAGUCAAGUCAGAGAUCUACAAAGAGAAGAGAGAGAACGACAAGAACGGGAGGACGCCGAGGCUGCCCGCAAGGCGUUUGAAGCUGCUAACGUCGAAAGGGCGACACUCGAGCAACAAGGACAUGCAACCGGGAAAAGUAGUCAUGUUGCGCACGGCGAGCCGGAGGAACCAGAUCGGCUUCCGCAGCCCCCGCCGUCGUUCGAGAGGGUUAAAAAGAUAAAGAAACCUCUAGUGCCUGGAUUGGUGCGCAAGGUCGAGUCUACAACAACCUCGAAGCCAUCGCCCGCACCGGUUCCUGCAAAGCCGCCCACUCUCGGUUUAGGCGACUACGACUCUGACGAGGACUGA
Molecule: messenger RNA, 924 nt
Organism: Fonsecaea erecta
Lineage: Eukaryota; Fungi; Ascomycota; Eurotiomycetes; Chaetothyriales; Herpotrichiellaceae
Exons: 1
Coding region: 1-924 (307 amino acids)
Biological process (GO): mRNA splicing, via spliceosome
Cellular component (GO): U2-type catalytic step 1 spliceosome
Source: RefSeq, a predicted model, not a curated record